Molecule: messenger RNA, 356 nt
Organism: Funneliformis caledonium
Lineage: Eukaryota; Fungi; Glomeromycota; Glomeromycetes; Glomerales; Glomeraceae
Source: the annotation of a GenBank genome assembly
GCGAUGGACAAGCACAAAUUGUAGGACAUUUAUUAUCUAUGGUACCAGCUGGACUUAAUGCACAACUUGUGAUGGCCGAUGUUGGUGCUGGUGCUUUAGUGAUUCCCAGACAUACAGUUUUCAAUGAAGAUUGGACGCCAGCAGGAGUGCAAGGUAGCGAUUCUGUAGGUUCUUAUUAUACCAAACUCAAGAAGAUUGCAAGACAUGCUAAUAUGGGAGAUGAUGAAUUCUGCCAUAGAUUUCUUGGAGGACUUUCUUCAGAUAAUCAAAUGGAAGUUCAUCGUAUGGGGCUUAGUAGACUUAUUGAUGAAAUCUUUUCAUCUUUAGAAGAGAUUGAGAGAUAUAAAGCUGAAUUA